UAUAAAUUUUCAGAACAAUGAUACCGGAUGAAAAUUUAAUAUGGUGCCCAGAACAAUUGAUGACAGCCAUAUUAGCACAUGUUCAUUAUCUGCCCUCUCAUUGGAAACACAAGGCCCAUACUGCUGCUGUGAGAAAAGAAUUUGAAAAUUUGUUCCAAUUCAAGGCGGGAUAUCUGCUGAACGAAAUUUUUAGCCCUCUUAUGACACCAUUCAUUUUGAUGUUUGUAUUCCGACCAAGAGCUUUGGAGCUGGUGAAAUUCUUUAGAAGUUUUACAGUCAGUGUAAAAGGUGUUGGAAACGUGUGCUCAUUUGCUCAAAUGGAUGUGCGAAAACACGGUAGUCCAGAUUGGCAGCUUCCUAAACCUAACACAAAACAAAAACGAAAACUGGAUGAACAAGACAGAACUGCCAAGAAUGAAGUUGACAAUGGAAAAAUUGAACUUUCAUUAAUUCGGUUUACUUUGACCAAUCCGGAAUGGAAAGUUCCACCCGAUGCUGUUAAUUUUUUAAAUGAAAUCAGAGAACAUGCUGCGGAGGACCUGCGAAACGCUAUGGAAAACGAAACGGAAAGCAAGCCCAACCCCAUAACGGAAAGUUUAAUUUCGUUUGGGACAAUUGAUGCUGAGUACUCUUCGUUGGCAAGUUCUGUGUUUCAUGCUCAUAAUGUCCAAAGGGCUGAAUUAUUGACAUCUUCGAUAAAGCAUUAUUUUAAACCGGAUAAAUCGCAAUACAAAAAACUGCAUGCCACACAAAAUAUUCCUCAAACCAGUGGCUUUGAGCAAAUGCUCCAGCAAAGCCUUGGCGAGCAAGAAGCAAAUAUGCUGCGGUUGCAGACUUCGUGUCUUAGUUCGUUAGAAAAUAUGCGUAAAUUGCGUAUUAGCAAGGUAGAGGGACGUUUGCAAGGACCAUCAGAAGCACUGUUAUAUAACUUAUAUGGAAUCGAUACUAAAGUUUCGAAUCCCAUUGACAUCACAGUGGCAGAUAUGUGCCUAAGCACUCUAUACUUGCACGAAAUACAUAAAAAAAAUAUCACCCCCAAAGCAGAAAAUACUCUGGAUCAAGAGGCAGGACCUAGUACUUCAAAGCAAACAAUUAUCGUUUCAAGAGCAGCUGAAGACACCCCACUCCUCGGUAAUAUACGUUCAUAGCAGGAAGAACAUUGGAUAUAAGUAUAAAUUAAGAAUAGAACUACUUUAAAUGGUUUUUUUUUCAAUUCAAUUACAAUGUUCUGAUGUAGAUUAUGUAAAUACAGUUUAUAUAAGUAUUUAAACCACUUUUGUUUUUCUGUAUUU
Rhagoletis pomonella (apple maggot) is the source of this 1292-nucleotide messenger RNA. RefSeq names its product autophagy-related protein 9B-like. The record is from RefSeq and is a predicted model, not a curated record. Lineage: Eukaryota; Metazoa; Arthropoda; Insecta; Diptera; Tephritidae. Bases 18 to 1148 code for a protein of 376 amino acids. The transcript is spliced from 5 exons. Gene Ontology annotation, cellular component: autophagosome; phagophore assembly site. Gene Ontology annotation, biological process: protein localization to phagophore assembly site; autophagy of mitochondrion.